AUGCAACUCUUGUCCAUCCUCGCCUUGGCGUCUGCUGCCAUCGCUGCUCCAGCUGGUGUCGCCGUACCGGCACCCAUCGUCACGACAGAAGACGUCACUGCGAACCCAGAGUUCGCCGCUCGCCAGAUUCUCCCCACAAGCGAGAACGGACUUACGCGCGGGUUGUCGAGGUGCGGCGAUGUCGUGCUCAUCUUUGCUCGUGGCUCCACAGAGGUCGGGAACAUGGGCACGAUCAUCGGCCCUGACCUGGUCCGCGAGCUUGAGCGUCGUCUGGACGGCCGCGACUUGACCGUCCAGGGUGUCAACUACGAUGCUGCUUUGGCUCCCAACUACCUUCCUGGCGGGACUGAUCGGGAGUCGGAGGACGAAAUGAAGUCGAUGCUUCGUUUGGCCCACACAAAGUGCCCCGACGCUGACAUUGUUGUGUCUGGCUACAGUCAAGGAGCAGCCGUCGUCCACCGCGGCGUGGAGGAUAUCGAAGAGGAGAUCAAGGACAAGAUCAAGGGCGCCGUCUGCUUUGGCGACACCCAAUUCCGCAGGGAUGACGGUCAGAUCCCCAACUUUCCUCGCGACAGGUACAAGGUCUUCUGCGGCGGCCUUGUCCGCGACACGGUUUGCGAUGGCAACUUGGCUGGCGCUGUUUUGGCUCCUCACCUUGGCUACGGUUCCGAUGCGCCCGAGGCUGCCGACUUUCUGGCCUCUAAGCUCUGA
Emericellopsis atlantica is the source of this 711-nucleotide messenger RNA. RefSeq names its product cutinase. The coding region runs from base 1 to 711 and encodes 236 amino acids. Gene Ontology annotation, cellular component: extracellular region. Gene Ontology annotation, molecular function: cutinase activity. Gene Ontology annotation, biological process: carbohydrate catabolic process. The transcript has 2 exons. NCBI's taxonomy places the organism in Eukaryota, Fungi, Ascomycota, Sordariomycetes, Hypocreales, Bionectriaceae. The record is from RefSeq and is a predicted model, not a curated record.